Molecule: messenger RNA, 2524 nt
Organism: Nelumbo nucifera (sacred lotus)
Lineage: Eukaryota; Viridiplantae; Streptophyta; Magnoliopsida; Proteales; Nelumbonaceae
Product: Tryptophan/tyrosine permease
Biological process (GO): amino acid transmembrane transport
Source: RefSeq, a predicted model, not a curated record
UCAGUGUCAACUGUGCAAUGCCAAUUUAUUUUAGGAAGAAUGAUUGAUCAGUCUAAGUCAGAAUUUUGUAAUUCCACCCAUUUAUAGAGAGCUACUAAUAGAUUUAUUCUAAUGGGAUUCUUGGAAUCUUCACAUUCAUUUUACUUUACUAUCAAAUAGUCCAAAAUACCAAGAUUUCUCUUCUGCCGUUGGCACAUUGGCCAUCUGCGCAGUCCCCAGUGACCUAAAUUUUUCUUGGGUAUAAAGAUACUUCCCUUCUUCAACAUGCUUCUUUUCCAGCAAUCCUACCUGAACCCAAUCGCCUGUCGUUUAAUCACUAAAGCUCACUUCUACCCACAUCGCAGGCUAUUCGUCUCUCACUCUCCGACUGACCCCAGUCCUAUCACCAAAACUCCCUUAUCCAUCUUCACCCGAACCUCUUCCACCCACCCCUUAAUCCUCACGAGGUGUAAAACCCCAAAUAGUAGCCCAUUCCCCAUUAUUUCAGAAAAUGAUUCUACUAAAUUAUUCAAACCUCAACAAGUAAAAGAAGAAAUCCAAGAUAGGACUUUCUGGGGUGCAGUCAGUCUGAUUAUAGGAACUGCCGUUGGACCUGGAAUGCUGGGUCUGCCCUCUGCAACCAUAAGAUCAGGUCCACUUCCAUCAACCAUUACCAUACUCCUGUCAUGGGUUUAUGUUGUUUCGUCAAUCCUCCUAGUUGCGGAGCUAAGCUUUGGAAUAAUGGAAGAAGAUGUGGUUGGAGAGGUAAGCUUCACUAGCCUUGCAACUAAAACACUGGGAAAUAAUCUUGGCACGUUUGUUGCUGUAGUCUAUGCCUGCCUGAGCUUUUCUCUCUUGGUUGCCUGUGUCUCCGGCAUUGGCUCCCUCAUUAUUCAGUGGUUUCCUUGGAUGAAUCCUGUGAUUACUCAUGCCUUCUUUCCUUGUAUUGUUGCAAGUGUAGUUGGAUUUUUCCCAUUUAAGGCCAUUGAUGCAGCCAACAGAUUCUUGUGCUUCAUUAUGCUUUUGUCCAUAUCUGUACUUGUUUUUACUGGUUUAUCACUAGGAAGAUCCAGCCUUCUGAGUUCUUUCGCUUAUGCUUCAUGGGUUCCAUCUGCAAUCCUGCCUGCCAUACCUGUUACUGUACUUACGUUGGGGUUCCAUGUAAUAACCCCAUUUAUAUGUAAGAUUAUUAAGAAAAUGAUGGAUGCUCGCAAGGCAAUACUAUUAGGUGGAGCAGUUCCCCUGAUCAUGGUACUAUCAUGGAAUUUGGUUGUUUUGGGCCUUGUAGGUACUAAAGCUGAUUACUCUCAAGAUCCUAUUUCACUCUUGCUCUCUGUAAAUCCCUCAGCUCUUCCUGCAGUUCAAGGUUUUGCAUUCUCUGCGUUGGCAACAAGUUUGAUAGGGUACACAGUUAGCUUCCCCAAACAGCUUUUGGAUACAUUGGAGUUGAUUAAGGGGAGAACUGAAUCUAGACAACUUAAGUGUGCUUCAGAGGCUUCUAAUGAUGGUGGAAUGGGAAAAGUUGGUUUUGCUGUCUAUUCAAGAGGGUGCAACCUUGGGACUCCAGGGCAGGUUUCCUUUAUUGGAUCAAGAUGCAUUUCUGGUUCAAAAUCUAGACAAUCCUCGACGGGUGAAGGCUUCAGUUCAGCUAAAUUCUUUGUAAUGCUGUUUGUACUUGGCAUUCCAGUCUUCCUAGCUUCUUUCUUCAAUACAGCUUUCUCUAAAGCUCUUGACUUUGCUGGCAUUUAUGCAAAUUGCUUUCUGUUUGGUAUCCUACCUCCGGUGAUGACUUGGAUUUAUCGAUCCAGGAAGAAAAACAGAUCAUCGACUUCUGAGGUUGCUAACAUCCUACCUGGGGGAGAUGGUGCUCUUCUGCUACUCUUUGGCAUUUCUAUCAUAUUGGCUGUUUGGCAUUAAAUGGAUGGCAGCCAUAAGGUUUAAUAGCAAAACAGGGUUCCAUGAACAAAUUCAAGACCAAUGAGAUGAUCCCUCAUCAAAGAAUGGUCCACAUCAGAUUGAGAAGUAAGACCGUAAACCAGAAAGCAGAGUGCCUUGUCGGGAAGAUCCCUCCAUGGAGAUGCAGCAGCUUACUCAAGAUUAGCAAGCUAUAACCGAGAGAUUUGAGGUGGUGUAUAGGCAUACAUGGCGUGAAGGAAACCAAGCUGAGGAUUGUCUCGCAAACAAAGGAUUUAAGAUAUAUUAACAUCAUUGAGGACUCAUGUGGGACCUUAGUUUCAUUAUUCUUAUGGAAUAUGAACUCUUGGGGUCGGGCUUUGGGCUUUGCAUAGAGUUGAAUUUCCUUCUUAAUUGGGCAUGGACCACUCUUUGACAUGGGAUUUAUCAUAUUGGUUAGUAUGACGGAACACUCGUACAGGUUUAUGAGACAAAGUGAACUCAAGGCACCUCUGCUCAGGUCCAGGUGGUUUGGUUGGUGUGGUAACACGCACAGGUGGGUUUGCCAUUGGGAGAAUUCAAGUAUUCAACGUUGUUUUUGUAGGCAAAUAUGCUACACAAUUGGGGUAGUCAAUGGAAAACUUAUUUAUUU